Messenger RNA from Myodes glareolus (Bank vole), 852 nucleotides. NCBI's taxonomy places the organism in Eukaryota, Metazoa, Chordata, Mammalia, Rodentia, Cricetidae. The record is from RefSeq and is a predicted model, not a curated record.
AUGCCUGUCUUUUUCUCCCCCAAUUCAGAUCAGGAUAAGUUUUUACAAAUAGCCAACUUGAAUUCCGCACACCAGACACAGGCCAACCCUCUCACUUGGAUUCAGAAACUGUCAUGUUCAGAAAACGAGCUGUGUGUACCCAGGUUGCAGGAUGCCAUGGAAGGCCGGCUGAGCACGUCUGUGGAGAACAUGCAAGGAAGCAAGGAGAUCGGGACAGAGGGGAUUAAAAGCAGCUUUUACACUGGCCAAGAGCAACUGAACAGCAUCAGUUCGAUCCAGAAGCCAACUCAGCCUCUCUCUGGGACAACGUUCCAGAGCAUGUGCACAGGGUCACAGAACAGCAGGAGGAAGAGCUGUACAGGAGAAUCCAACCAAGACAUUGUGUGUGUAACACUGAAGCGUGAUCCACAUCGUGGCUUUGGUUUUGUCAUUAACGAGGGAGAAGAUACAGACCAAGCAAAGCCUGGCAUUUUCAUAUCUUCCCUUAUACCUGGGGGACCAGCAGAAAAGGCUAAAGUGAUCAAACCAGGAGGGAAGAUAUUAGCCUUGAAUCACAUCAGUCUUGAGGGCUUCACGUUCAAUAUGGCUGUUAGAAUGAUCAAGAAUUCUCCUGACAACAUAGAAUUAAUCAUCUCACAGUCAAAAGGUGUUUGUGGAAAUAUCUCCAGUGAAGAAAAGAAUAGUACAGCAAGUUCUGGCACGUUCGGUACAGAUAUCCUGAGCAAUGGGUACCAGGGAAGAGAGUCAGCACACACAUGUGACCAGGACAGAAAUACCAGAGGACCAGAAAUGGCUCAGGUGCAGAGUUCAUCACCCAAAAGCAGGGGCCUCUAUCCUCCUCUCUAUUGUUAA